This is a messenger RNA of Rotaria socialis, 2043 nucleotides long. The record is from the annotation of a GenBank genome assembly. Lineage: Eukaryota; Metazoa; Rotifera; Eurotatoria; Philodinida; Philodinidae.
AUGGCUGAAGCUGCAGUACCAUAUUUUCGAGAAUGCAUUGUAGAAGAACCAUCAAAAGAAAAAACAAGUGAAGCAAUGCUUUCCGACGAAUGUGAUUCCUGUAUCACAACAGCAAGCAAUCUAGUGAACCAUCAUAAGGUGAAGGGCACACCUGACAAAGUGGUUUUCAAUGAUGGACCAGCAGCAGGUGUUUUAAGUCAUUUGAAGGGUUGUACACGCACAAUGCAUUUACAUGAAGCAGAUGUAACAUUGAAAUCCUUGGGAUUGGCGUUACCUUCUCCAAUUGAUAUAACACCAACUAGAGUCGAUCCUUUUCGUUCAACUCUAAUGGCUUUACACGAAAAACCAAGUAGCUUUACACGGAUAUUAAAAAAUGAGAGAAUUCAAGUGGCCGGCUCAAAGCUUAAUAUUUUUGGUGCUUCUACAGGUGAAUUAUUAGCAGCUGAACUAGCCAGACAAGCAGCAUGCAUGGCAGCCGAUGCAUUAUUUGAACGAUUCAUUCUUUGGCCGAUAGACGGCGAACCAAUUCCAAAUGAAGAUUGUAUCAAAUCUAUUGACGUGACACAGUUUCCUACUUUGGAACAAUUUGCAGUAUUGUGCGGAUUCUUCCAUGACCUAUAUUUGGAUUUGGAACAAGAAGGAAAAGAUAUUUUAGCUGAACAAGCAUUUAGUUUUCGAGUUGCUGGUAGCCAAGAAGGUGUCCAGGACAACGUUUCGGCAAGGUUAAACAAAUGCGCCUUAGCUUGCUAUCGAAUUGCUGGAUUAUGUGCCUUAGUUGAAGCAGCCUUUGAUAUAGCAGCAGAAUAUGUCGAAGAAUAUGUGACAUUUGGUACAAGUACAACAGAUGAAACUUUUUUCCAUCGGGCUAGCAAAGUGGCUGAACGGAAAUAUGGGCAAAUUAUACGGAAAGAACAACGUUUGGUAAUUGAUACUGAUAUGUGCAAGAGAGCACAUGAUGUAACUGUUCAAAAUCUUGCACAGUAUAUGGCUCUGAUGAAGAUACAAAAUGAAGAUAAAAGCAAUUGGUUGAUGCAAAAUGCCCGCACAAUCAAAGGAAGAAUGCGAUAUAUUACGCCUGCGGAUAAUAUUGAAGUAGUUCAACACAAGAAUGCAAGUGCAAUGUUUGUCAAUAACGAGAACACACUUCAUUUAGCACUGACAAGAAAACAAAAGAAUAUGCUAACAAAGAUCAACCACUACAAAGUUUCGAUAUUGCUUCAUCCGUCGUUGGUUUUUAUCAAAAGUAGUCUGUAUACAAAUAGUUCGCUAAAGAAAGCUAGUUCAAUCUUAGAAGCAAGUUUUUUAAAACCUCUAGUGGAUGAUGGUUGUCUUGUUGCAAUAUAUAAUGGUUUUAUUUGUCGCAAAAGCAAAGUGCCUGUUUAUGUUAAGAUGGUACCAUGUGCAGAUGAAGAAUCAAAGGAAGCAUUUAGUGUUCGUUUAACAAGUUUUCAUGAUCAAAGACUCAACAUGAGUACUUAUCUGGCUGCUUGUAAAAAUAUUGCAUUUCAUAGUUCAGGUGUAAUUAGUCAGGAGGUGAUUGAAUUACUUCAACUUGAACAUUAUCAAAGCUUUAAAGUUGAUUUUUUAUCAUUGACUCGUCGAAUUUCCCGUGACAAUGGAAACGAUAAUCUGAGUCAUACAUGUUCCAAUUCAGAACAAGACAAUUCGCCAAUCAAUAGCCAAAGCAACAUGAUAGCAAGUGAAGAUGAUUAUUCCAACAAUCCAUCGUUAGAUGGAGAAAGUAUUAAAAAUCCUAGAUCAAAUAUCUCUAACUUAUUUGAUCAUCUUUCUGAAAUUGAUGAUGCAAGUAACGCAAGUGCUACUGCAUUAGUCGUCAUCAAUGAAGAAAUAGUGGAAGAAGAGCCCGAAAUAAAUCACGAUGAAACGAUAAUGGUAAACCAGAAUUCUGAAAUUAAACGAAAAACAACUAAUAAUGAAGAAAUAUAUGAAGAGGAACUCGUUGAAAGUGAAAGUUUCUCUGAAACAAUCGCUAAACGCUUACGUAGUCAACAUCGAAAACGUUCAAAACCUUCAGGCCGAUGA